This is a messenger RNA of Photinus pyralis (common eastern firefly), 661 nucleotides long. Its product is annotated as regulator of chromosome condensation-like. The record is from RefSeq and is a predicted model, not a curated record. Bases 170 to 646 code for a protein of 158 amino acids. Gene Ontology annotation, cellular component: cytoplasm. NCBI's taxonomy places the organism in Eukaryota, Metazoa, Arthropoda, Insecta, Coleoptera, Lampyridae. The transcript is spliced from 2 exons. Gene Ontology annotation, molecular function: guanyl-nucleotide exchange factor activity.
GAAAUCUAACCUAAAAAACCCGAAUCGGCCGUUGGUCUCAUGUGGUGGGGAUUAUUCCCGCCGGAGUUUUUCACCAUUUUCUCAACCAUUGAAGGCUAAUUUUCCAGAAUUUGUGUACCACAAAAAAGUACACAAUUUAGCAAAUUCUGUCUUCAUUUACGUGGAAGCAAUGCCGCCAAAACGAAGACGUUCCAAUUCGGUGCGGGAGUCCGAUACUGGCGCUGUGAAGCUUCCGAAGAAACUCAAGGUUGUAAUUGAGCACGACGUACCGGUCGGGUUGCAAAGGAGCGGCGUGGUGCUGGUAACGGGCGCAGGUGAUGUAGGCCAGCUCGGCAUGGGUAGUGACAUCCUGGAGAAGAGCAGGUUCUCGUUGGUAAACAUGGAGCACGAAAUCGUCGACGUGUGCGCCGGCGGAAUGCACACUGUGUGUCUGACGAAGACUGGCAAAGUUUUAACCUUUGGUUGCAAUGACGAGGGUGCUUUAGGUCGAAUUACGGCUGACAAGGAGGAUUCCGAGUUUACUGCUGACGAAGUUGAGCUGCCUGACAAAGUCGUGCAGGUGUCUGCCGGAGAUUCCCAUUCUGCUGCCUUACUGUGUGACGGACGCGUUUUCAUCUGGGGCACAUUUAGGGUGUGUAUUGCGUAGUGUUUCUAAGGAGAG